AUGUACCAGCAUAUCCUGGCCUUGGUAUUUGCUGUAAAUGAGAUUAACAAAAAUUCCAAACUCUUACUGAACAGCAGUCUGGGUUUCCUUAUUCUCAACAACUACUACAUAGCAAGGAUGACUUACAAGGCUACCUUGAACCUGCUUUGCCAACAUAAUAGGCAUGUCCCAAAUUUCAUCUGUGAUGCUCAGAAAAAAAUAGUUGCUAGCAUUGGAGGACUUAUGACUGAGACCUCAGUCAUUAUGGCCAACAUUUUUGCUGUCUACAAGGUACCACAGAUGGUCCCUGAUGAAGCCUAUCAGUACAUUGGAAUUGUCGGGUUACUACAGCAUUUUGGAUGGACAUGGAUUGGGCUCUUGGCUGUGGAUGAUGACUAUGGGGACAGGUUUCUACAGGCCAUGGUGCCUUUGCUUACCCAAAAUAGCAUCUGUUAUGCAUUCAUUCUUAGACUACCAAAACGGUCUUACUUCGAUGAUUAUGCAGACUUCUUGUUAGGGCAAGUAGAUAAUUAUCGAGUUCUCAUGGAGGAAAAAGCCACUGUAUGUUUUGUAUAUGGAGAACAUCCAUCCUGGCAGGAUUUACGAAUGAUGCUGCUUUUUGCACCAUUUUUCUCAUUACCACCUCUGGCUAAAGUGUGGAUUGUUACAUCCCAAUGGGAUUUUGAAUCAUUGUCUGUUCAAAGGAUGUGGGACAUCCAGCAUUUCCAUGGUGCUAUAUCUGUCACAGUUCACUCGAAUCAGCCACUGGGAUUCCAACAAUUUGUACACAAUAUAAAGCCUUUCUGGGCAAAAGAAGAUCAUUUUAUUCAGAAUUUCUGGGAGCAAGCAUUCAGCUGUUCCUUGAAGAUUUUCAGUGUGAAUAUGGAGAUCAGUAAAUUCUGCACUGGUGAGGAGAAGUUGGAGAGCCUUCCUCAUACUUUUUUUGAAAUGAACAUGAUUGGCCAUAGCUACAAUAUCUACAAUGCUGUUUAUACUGUAGCACAUGCACUGCAUGCCAUGUACAUAUCAAACUCCAAACACAGAAGAUUGUUAGAAGGAGGGAAAGUGGGAUUUCAAGUUGUGCAGCCAUGGCUGAACGGACUUAAAAAUGACCCAAGUAAUUACCGGCCAAUUAGUUUGCUCUCCAUCGUGGGUAAGAUGCAUGCCAGCUAUUUGGGCUCCAAGCUGAAAUUGUGGGUGAGCGCCAAUAACAUCUUGGGAGAAGAGCAGAUUGGAUUUAAAUCAGGUUGCUCUAUUCUUGAUCAUUGCUUGGUCCUAGCUCAGCUGGCGUACAAAUACUCCAAGCCUCGUGGAGACCUGCUUGAAAUGGAACUUAAUGGGGCCAAGGCAAUGGUGAAACAGCGACUAGUUGACAUUGACAACCAAGAGCUCCUUGUAGCAGCCUCUGGCCCCUGUUCCCCCCACUCAUUGGGUUUGGCAGACUCCCCUAGUAAAGAAGGGAGACGUUGGCUCUUUGUUCCCAAGUAUAGAAGGGCCUUUUCAUUGGCUCGUUUCGAUGCUUUACCCUCUAAACUCUUAGAGGGCAGUGCUGGGGACACUGUGAGUUUUGAUGAAAAUGGACAAUUAUUAGCAGAUUUUGAUGUUAUAAACUGGGUAACUUUCCCAAACAACUCUUUUGUUAGAGUAAAAGUUGGAAGACUGGAACCUCAUGCUCCUCUGGGCAAAGAGCUGACUCUUAAUGAUGAUCAAAUUUUGUGGCACAGAAGAUUUAAUCAGGUGCAGCCAAUUUCUGUUUGCAAUGACAACUGCUAUCCUGGCUACAGCAGAAAAAAGAAGGAAGGAGAGAGAUUUUGCUGCUACGAUUGUGUUCCAUGUCCAGAAGGAAUGAUCUCUGACAAGAAGGACAUGGAUGCCUGCAGUAAUUGCCCAGAAGAUCAGUAUCCCAACAAGGACCGAAAUCAGUGCAUUCCCAAGAUUUUAUCCUACCUCUCUUUUAAUGAACUUUUAGGAAUCAUCUUUACUACAUCAGCAAUUUCUUUCUCUUUGAUUACAGUAUUAGUGAUUGGAGUAUUUAAGAAGUACCAGGACACUCCCAUAGUGAAAGCCAACAACAGGACCCUCACCUACAUCCUCCUCUUCUCCCUCCUUCUAUGUUUUCUCUGUUCCUUGCUCUUCAUUGGACAUCCUGGAAAGGUGACCUGCCUCCUCCGACAAAUGGGUUUUGGCCUUGUCUUCUCUAUGGCUCUCUCCUCUGUGUUGGCCAAAACUAUUACUGUGCUUAUGGCCUUCAUGGUAACAAAACCAGGAUCCAGGAUGAGGAAAUGGGUGGGGAAAAGAAUGGCAUAUUCUAUUGUCCUUUCUGGCUUAUUCUUUCAAACAGGCAUUUGUAUGGUUUGGCUGAUUACUUCCCCUCCAUUUCCAGAUGCAGACAGGCACUCAAUGAAUGAGGAAAUACUACUGGAAUGUAACGAGGGUUCACCCAUCAUGUUUUACUGUGUCUUGGGUUAUUUGGGCAUCCUGGCAACUGUCAGCUUCACUAUAGCUUUCCUAGCCAGGAAGUUACCUGACAGUUUCAAUGAAGCCAAAUUUAUCACUUUCAGCAUGCUAAUCUUUUGUAGUGUUUGGGUGUCUUUUGUUCCAGCAUACCAGAGCACAAAAGGAAAACACAUGGUAGCUGUGGAGAUCUUCUCCAUCUUGUCCUCCAGUGCUGGAUUACUGGGUUCUAUUUUCUCCCCUAAAUGCUACAUUAUUAUUCUGAGGCCUGAGCUGAAUAACAAGGAACAUUUAAGAAGGAGAGAAAAGUAA
This is a messenger RNA of Rhineura floridana, 2745 nucleotides long. Its product is annotated as vomeronasal type-2 receptor 26-like. Gene Ontology annotation, biological process: G protein-coupled receptor signaling pathway. NCBI's taxonomy places the organism in Eukaryota, Metazoa, Chordata, Lepidosauria, Squamata, Rhineuridae. Bases 1 to 2745 code for a protein of 914 amino acids. The transcript is spliced from 7 exons. The record is from RefSeq and is a predicted model, not a curated record. Gene Ontology annotation, molecular function: G protein-coupled receptor activity. Gene Ontology annotation, cellular component: membrane.